GCUCUAAUUCAAACGUCUACAUUUACGACGCAAGUGAGACGUUAAUUAGCACAGGCUCUGAGUAAUUAUGACAAAAUCAUUUUUGUUUUCUCGUUGUUCUUUAGAAGGCGUGGCGAGCUAGGCUUCUAUUCAAGCUUCUAUUGAACUACAUCUGCACAAUCAACGUUAGUUAGAAGAGGGGUCCUUCUUUCGCCUGUACUUCCCAGUUGGAAUAAGGUUGAGAGCAUGGGUCUUCACACCAUUCUGAAGAAGCUGAAGCAGAAAGAGAAGGAAGUCAGAAUAUUGAUGUUAGGCCUGGACAAUGCUGGCAAGACAACUAUAAUGAAGCGUUUCAACGGUGAAGACAUCUCUACCAUCUCUCCAACCCUGGGGUUCAACAUCCAGACUUUGGAGCACAAAGGGUUCAAGCUGAACAUCUGGGACGUGGGCGGUCAGAAGUCACUGCGCUCGUACUGGCGCAACUACUUUGAGUGCACGGACGGUCUGGUGUGGGUGGUGGACAGCGCUGACAAGCGCCGGAUGGCCGACUGCAAGAAGGAGCUGCACGCUCUGCUUCAGGAGGAGCGUCUUGCCGGCGCCACACUGCUAGUAUUCGCUAACAAGCAGGACCUGGCCGGGGCGCUGAGCCGGGAGGAGAUCCGCGCCCAGCUGGAGCUGUCGGCCAUCACCACGCACCACUGGAGGAUCGUCUCGUGCUCGGCCGUCACCGGAGAGAACCUCGUCACCGGCGUGGAUUGGCUGCUCGACGAUAUCGCCGCCCGGAUAUUUGACAUGGACUAGACGCUACAGGGAGGGGAUAGGUAUGAGGCGAAUUCCUGGUGGGAUGGUGGGAUAAGACAAAAACCUCACGAUUGUGAUCAUCGUGACUGAUUGCUAACUAGUGUCAGUUGAGUGACCCAUGACGUAUCGGUCAUGGACUUCUCACCGAUGUCUAUAAGCUGCGGACUGAUCUCUGCUGAAUGACGUCAUACCGCGUGUCCAGAGUUACGUCACACUACGCUGGUGCACUGAAUGACGUCAUCUCUCGGUAGGUGAGGUCCUCGGCGCAUACUCCCGCUCUGAAAUAUCGGCUGUCUAGAAUACUCGGACCCGGUGUUAUGCAGUGAAAAAGGGAAUGUCUCAGCAGGUUGAUGUGUUCACUACUGCGACCUUUGAAAAUACGAGAGCUAUUUGCGACCAUCGGCGAACACAAGGUGCCCAGCCCACCGAAGGAAGCUUUAGCCUGAAGUGCUGCUGCUACCUUCAACACUGAAGCCUUAUGUAAUAUCGGAUGAUGAAUGACGUAGGCGACUGUGGCGUAGAACGGGGCAAGUCUGGUCUAGAUCGAUGCUAACGCACUAAACUCGUACUGACCGUGCGGUUAGCGUCCCGCACCGGUGUGCACCAAUGAAUAGCACGUCCGACGGCGCUGUGAUAUGGAAUGUGUGUGGGGAUCGGAGGAGGACACAUUGAGUCAUUGACACCCACAUUCCGUAGUAAAUGCACUGUUAUAGUUUGUCUUGCUUUGUGGCGAUGCUAACUUAUUGACGUAAUGAAUAAAGUGUCGCUUUUGUUCUC
Messenger RNA from Amphibalanus amphitrite, 1557 nucleotides. It is a transcript of the gene Arl2, whose product is annotated as ADP-ribosylation factor-like protein 2. The record is from RefSeq and is a predicted model, not a curated record. Lineage: Eukaryota; Metazoa; Arthropoda; Thecostraca; Balanomorpha; Balanidae. Bases 226 to 780 code for a protein of 184 amino acids. The transcript is spliced from 5 exons. Gene Ontology annotation, cellular component: cytoplasm; microtubule cytoskeleton. Gene Ontology annotation, biological process: protein folding. Gene Ontology annotation, molecular function: GTP binding; GTPase activity.